Olea europaea var. sylvestris is the source of this 2743-nucleotide messenger RNA. RefSeq names its product probable LRR receptor-like serine/threonine-protein kinase At4g36180. The coding region runs from base 32 to 2545 and encodes 837 amino acids. Lineage: Eukaryota; Viridiplantae; Streptophyta; Magnoliopsida; Lamiales; Oleaceae. The transcript has 2 exons. The record is from RefSeq and is a predicted model, not a curated record. Gene Ontology annotation, molecular function: protein binding.
CUUUUCUUUUGAUUCACUAUCAGAGGAAAAAAUGACAGAGCUUAAAAUACUCAUUUUGCUUGUGUUUGUACUUUCUCUUUUCAUGAAACCAACUUCAGUACUAUCCGCUUAUGAAGUUAGGUGCAUAGAGAGGGAGAGACAAGCUCUUCUUAAGUUUAAGCAAGGCCUUAUAUACGACUCUGACAUUCUCUCAUCGUGGGGAAGUGGAGAAGAUAAAAAGGAAUGUUGCAAAUGGGAACAUGUCGAGUGUAGCAACAAAACUGGUCACGUAAUCCGCCUUGAUAUGUUUUCUAUAUUGAGAGGAGGUAAGAUUAGUCCAGUGUUGGCUGAGUUGCGGCACUUGAAUUAUUUGGACUUCAGUUACAAUCAUUUGAGAGUCGAUAAUCUUGAGUGGCUCUCUCAUCUUUCUUUGUUAAAACAUCUUGGCUUGAGUGGCGUUAACCUUAACCAAACCAACUGGGUGCAGCCAAUUUCAAAGCUCUCUUUCCUUGAGGAACUGUACUUGUCGGGUUGUCAACUUGGCAAUACUCUGCCUGCUUUUGAUAUCUUUGCAAAUUCUUCUCCGUCCUCUCUUUCUGUCCUCGAUCUAUCCAAGAAUGAUCUCGCUUCCUUUUCCAUGAACCACUCGUUUUUAAACUUAAAAGAGUUGAGACUUAAUGACAAUCAGUUGAAUGAGUUUCACCCACAAAGCCUCGAGCAACCUUCAAGUCUUGAAUAUUUGGAUUUGUCUAACAAUAAGCUUGGGGGAUCCUUGCCGGACUUGAGAGCAUAUUCAUCAUUGCAACAAUUAGCUCUCUCCAAUAAUCAAUUUAAAAGGCUAGCCGAAGGUAUUUGGCAACUUUCCAAGCUAAAAAAAUUGGACCUCUCUUCAAAUUCUUUGGAAGGGACAAUCACAGAAGAACACCUCUCAAGCCUAGCCAACUUAGACUACCUAGAUUUGUCCUACAAUUCCCUAGCUUUGAAAUUGAGCUCUGAUUGGAUUCCUCCAUUUCAAAUGAGAACAUUAUACCUCAGAUUUUGCAAAGUGGGACCUGAUUUUCCAAAAUGGCUUCAAACUCAGGAAAGUCUUUCUGUCCUUGAUAUGUCUUUUGCUAGCAUAUCAGAUACAUUACCUACUUGGUUUUGGAAUUUCACUUCUUUGUCAAGCUUAAAUCUCUCUUAUAACCACAUUAGUGGAGAAAUUCCUGGUCAAUCCUCAAGCAAUGUUGGUUUUUCUUCACCUGUAGAUUUAAGUAGCAAUAAUUUUUCUGGUCCAAUUCCAAUAUUUCUUUUUCGUUCAAUAGAUAUACGACUAUCCAGAAAUAUGUUUUCGGGAUCCAUUUCUCACUUAUGCACAAUGUCCACUCCUUUUACUGCCGAGGUCCUUGAUCUCUCAGAUAAUCAAUUGACAGGAGGGCUUCCCGGUUGCUGGAUCUUCACAGGCUUUUUAGAACUUCUCAAUUUGGCAAAUAAUAAGUUCUCAGGUGAAAUCCCCCCAAGUUUGGGCUCUCAGAUUCGAUUAAAGAUGUUACAUUUGCGCAAUAAUAAUUUAAUUGGCGAACUACCUUCCUCUUUGAAGAACUGCAGCGACUUGCGCAUGCUUGAUGUGGGAGGAAACAAGUUAACAGGUACUAUUCCACAAUGGAUAGGAACUCACCUAACAAGUUUGACAGUUCUUAGCUUUCGAUUUAAUAAAUUUCAUGGAAACAUACAUCCAACAAUUUGCCACCUUACCGAUAUUCAAAUCUUGGACCUUUCAAGGAAUAAUAUAUCAGGGAAAAUUCCAGAAUGUUUCAACAAUUUCACUUCUUUUGUUCAAGAGGGUAAUUCAACUGAAAGCACUAGAUUUUAUGUAUAUCCUAAUGUCCAAAAUCACUUUGAGAGUGUACCUUACGUUGAUACUUAUGCUGACAAUGUUUUGGUCCAUUGGAAAGGACGAGAGUCAGAAUAUAGAAAACUAGGAAUUUUGAAAGGGAUUGAUCUUUCUAGCAAUAAGUUAGUUGGAACUAUUCCUCAUCACUUUGCUGAUAUGAGGGGUUUAGUUUUCUUGAACUUAUCAAGAAACCAUUUGACGGGCAAUAUCAUAUCAAGCAUUGGUCAAAUGGAGAGGUUGGAGUGGCUCGACUUGUCUAGAAACAAGCUUUCUGGGAAGAUCCCAAACAGCCUUGCAAAAUUACAUUUUCUCAGCGUUUUGGACUUAUCAAACAAUAAUUUGACGGGGAUGAUUCCAUUAGGCACUCAACUCCAGAGCUUCGACCCCUCUAUGUAUGCUGGGAAUAGCCAACUCUGUGGGCUUCCUCUGGCAGAGUGUCCUAGAGAAUCUCCUAACCCUGAUCAUGGACAUGGCAGCAAAAUUGAAGAAGACGAUGAUGAGUUUAUAAGUCGAGAGUUUUAUAUUUGCAUGGCUUUUGGUUUCAUUACUGGAUUCUGGUCAAUUCUUGUUCCUCUAUUUCUCAAGCAUUCAUGGAGACAAUCCUUUUUUAACUUCUGGAGCAACAUUGGAGAUUGGAUCUACGUGACAACAAUGGUCCAUACGGCACGAUUCAAGAGAAAAUUUCUGGCCUAGCCUAAUGUUUCAAUUGUCUGUGGAACCAAUUGGUGGCUGACUGGGAAAUGAAGUUGUUUCUACUCUAAUUAGCACCAGUGUCGUGUUUUAUAAAUAGUCGAAUAAAAUAAAAUAAAAUAAAAUUGCUAGAUCUCAAUUAACUAGCUUGGUUGUGAAUUGGUUACUUUGAUUAUCAAACUAAGGUAAUGUUUGAUUACA